CAAAGUCUGAAUGUGCAGUCAUCGCAAAAGAAAGCGCACGAAGUGGAGAUCAGGGGACAUUGAAAGACGUACAAACAAUGACUGUACAGUGGACUCUCGCUGCUGCCUUUCUGUACGCCGAGAUCGGCGUUCUUCUUUUGUUCUGUUUUCCUUAUAUCUCGGCCAAAAGAUGGAAUCAAAUUUUUAACUCCAGGACCGUGGCUACUUUGUUUGAGUAUGGAAAUUUCUACUUCUACGUCUUUGUGUUCGUGAUGGGUCUCCUUUUGGCAGAUUCUAUUCGCGAAAGCCGGAAGUACGGCAAGACGCAGUCUAGUGGUCAAGUUGACUUGCACAACAAUCCUCAGACUGAAGCGAUAGCUAAUAUGAGAUUGUUUCGUGCACAGCGUAAUAUGUACAUAUCUGGAUUUUCCCUGUUUCUGUUGCUAGUGCUGCGCCGUGUCAUAAGACUUCUUUCUCAAAAUUCUGUUCUGGAAGCUUCCAGUGAGGCCAGUCUGCGUCAAGCCCACAAUGUCUCACAGCAGUGUGAAAAGUUGAUGGAUGAAAAUGAAAAACUUAAAAAGGCCAUAGAAGAUGCAGAAGGAAAAACAGAGAAAGAGAUAGAGACACAAGAUGAAGAUAAAGUGAACCAAGAGUUGAAAGAAUUGAGAGAAGCUUUCUUAGAGAAAUCCAAAGAGCUUUCGGAAAAAACAGAAGAGCUUGAAAGGACGAAGAAGGAUUUGGCUGCAUUGAAAGAACAAGCGACGGGACUGACAAGGGAAUAUGACAGGCUUUUGGAAGAACAUGCCAAAGCACAGGCCCAGCUGGAGAAAGAGGAGAAUCAAACCGGAGAGGAAAAGAAAGACAACUAAGAACAUGCCACCUUUAGUUAGGUUCAUUAAGUAUUAUUAACAUUAUACACUUAUUUGAUAGACCAAACCUAAAGAAUAGUCUCUGAAGCUUGCGAGAAAGGACAGAAGUCAGUGGUAAAACUCCCUGUAAUGUUUGUUUGAAAGUUGAAGUAAGGGUGCAUAAGAUUUUAUGAACCAUUUUGUUUUUGUUUCUCGAGUUUGAUUAGUCGUUAAGUGUUAGUAUUUAUACAUUUUAGUCAAAAGUUGUUUAUUUCUAAGAAUGAAUUACAUUGCGGUUCACAGUUAGAAUUAAAUUUUGGUGAAAGACUUGUGCGAUUUACAGUUAGAAUUAAAUUUUGGCGAAAGACUAGUUUUACAAUAGAGUUCUUCUGUUGAAGGUGCACCACCAUUAGGUUCACAAGUAUUGAAAAUGUAUUUAUAUAUUAAUCAACAGAUCUUUGUAAACAGUACUUAAAUACAUAACAUUAAAAUAGUUGUGGUAUGGAAUUAUUAAGAAAUAAAGAUUUGCGAAUGUUA
Stylophora pistillata is the source of this 1364-nucleotide messenger RNA. RefSeq names its product B-cell receptor-associated protein 31. NCBI's taxonomy places the organism in Eukaryota, Metazoa, Cnidaria, Anthozoa, Scleractinia, Pocilloporidae. The record is from RefSeq and is a predicted model, not a curated record. Gene Ontology annotation, biological process: intracellular protein transport; endoplasmic reticulum to Golgi vesicle-mediated transport. Gene Ontology annotation, cellular component: endoplasmic reticulum membrane; endoplasmic reticulum.